AUGGAACCCGACACGGAUGCGGCGCAACGACUCAAAGAAGAGCAGGAGAUUCGUGAGCGUGAUUUGAAGCGACAGAAGGAAAAGGAGGAGCGGGAGCGCCGUGCAGCAGCAGAGCGUGAGGCAGAAGAAAACAGGCGGCGUGAGGCGGAGGAACGGAGAAUAGAGGAGGAAAAGAGGCGUAAACGGCAGGAGGAGGAGUGGCGCCGACUUGGGUCGGAUAUUAUUCAAGACCUUCCACCCAUUCCGCCCUCGGUAGUGAAUGAUGGCCUCGUAGAUAUGUGGUAUCUUGACGAUGUAACUUCAAAGCCGCAGUUGUGCCUGGCCAGUCUGAAGAAAGGUCGGAAGCGUGACGCACCAGUUCCGACAUUACAACAGUUGAAGGAACUUGGUAUAAUAUAUUUCAAUGUGAGCUUGAACGACUUCUCUGUUGUCAGGCAAAUUGUGAAGGAGCGCAACUACAAACAUACAGAUGAGGUAAAACUUUCGCAGACGUGUAAGGAUGAACAGUUUUUGGAACGGUGGUAUCAGGAACACUACAACGAGGAUGAGCAGAUACGCAUUGUGGUCGAUGGAUCUUGCUUCAUUGAUGUGCGUUCCAAGCAGGACAAAUGGAUUCGCAUUCACGCAAAGACGGGUGACUUGUUUGUCUUUCCCCCAGGGCUCUAUCAACGAGGAACGCUGGACGAAGAUGACUUUGUUGCUCUCUACCGAAUUUUCCGUGAUUCCACACGGUUCGCUCCCAUCUUUCGCAGUAAUCCCCGUGCUGAGUCGCAGAAAGUUCGGCUUAACUACUUGAUGUUACUCAAAAAGGGGAACGUUGGAAAGGAACUUGGCUUCAGGUAG
Trypanosoma brucei brucei TREU927 is the source of this 843-nucleotide messenger RNA. RefSeq lists its product as hypothetical. Gene Ontology annotation, molecular function: acireductone dioxygenase [iron(II)-requiring] activity. The record is from RefSeq and is a predicted model, not a curated record. The transcript has a single exon. NCBI's taxonomy places the organism in Eukaryota, Euglenozoa, Kinetoplastea, Trypanosomatida, Trypanosomatidae. Bases 1 to 843 code for a protein of 280 amino acids. Gene Ontology annotation, biological process: L-methionine metabolic process.